CCGUUUUUUUCAGAUUUAGAUCUUUGGAUAAGAAUAAUAGACCAAGCGAUUAGAAUCGGAAGAAGAGGCGAUGGGGAGUUUUCGGUAUUGCGGCGUGCCGAGUCAGGGGAAGAUCCAAGAAGGGUCUGAGUAUCAUGUGAUUGAAGCAGGAAGAUGGGAGGUGGCUGUGGAGGUGGACGGGGGGAAGCUCCGGUUCUUUGUCGACGAAGAAGGCUCGCAACGAUGGAACAUCCUCAACGACUCGCCUCAUCCGGUUUUCUUUCGCCUCCAACUCUUCACACCUGAUCAGCCGAAAAAAAACACUCUCUCACAAAACAGUCUUCACCUUGCUGAUGAUGAUAAUGGCCAAAAGAUCCUAGUCGAUCAGGGGCGAAUCAAGCCUACCCAUUCCCGCCGCUUGAGCUUCAAGAUUAACGAAUCCAUCGUGCUCCAGUUCGCACUCGAGAGAACCGCUGGCGAAGCAGGCAUCCUCCAAUCAUCCCAGGCGUGGCUUACAAACCUCUUCAAGAAUUAA
Messenger RNA from Puccinia graminis f. sp. tritici CRL 75-36-700-3, 514 nucleotides. RefSeq lists its product as uncharacterized. The coding region runs from base 71 to 514 and encodes 147 amino acids. The record is from RefSeq and is a predicted model, not a curated record. The transcript has 2 exons. NCBI's taxonomy places the organism in Eukaryota, Fungi, Basidiomycota, Pucciniomycetes, Pucciniales, Pucciniaceae.